GUGUAUGUUUUGAGAUAGUGCACCACAAUUUCCUCAAAAAUCCUCUUCCUUCCACAGGACUGCUCUGCAUUUGGCCUGUGCCAAUGGCCAUAUAGAAGUGGUAAAGUUCCUGCUGAGCAGAAAAUGUGAAGUUGACAUGGGUGAUAAUGAAGACAGGACACCUUUGAUGAAGGCUAUACAACACCAGGAAACGGAAUGUGCAUUUAAUCUGCUAGACUAUGGAGCAGAUCCAAAUGUAACGGAUGACUACAGCAACACUGCUCUCCACUAUGCUGUGUACAGUGGGAAUAUAGUUUUAAUAACAAAACUGCUUUCAUGUGGUGCAAAUAUCGAAACCAAAAACAAGAAGCAACUUACACCACUGUUACUUGCCAUAAAUGGACAAAAUCUUAAAAUGGUGGAAUUUUUGGUAAAGAAUAAAGCAGAUAUAAAUGCAGUUGAUAAAUAUGAAAGUCUGGCACAGGCCCACAUUCCUGUCAUGCCAUCCUGGGCCUCACGCUGCCUGGAAGGGGGAUGCUCACAUUUCUACAAGCUCCAUAGACUGGUUGGCGCAAGUCCAGGACUCUUGACAUCUCACAACCUGUCCCCAUAA
Messenger RNA from Nycticebus coucang (slow loris), 592 nucleotides. Its product is annotated as POTE ankyrin domain family member A-like. NCBI's taxonomy places the organism in Eukaryota, Metazoa, Chordata, Mammalia, Primates, Lorisidae. The record is from RefSeq and is a predicted model, not a curated record. The transcript is spliced from 4 exons. Bases 137 to 592 code for a protein of 151 amino acids. Gene Ontology annotation, molecular function: protein binding.